AUCAGAACUCGCAGCGCAGCAGGGUAUGGCCACGCACCUGCUCCUAGCGCACUGAACCAUUUCCAGCCGGACUUUUCUCCACUAGAGUUUCAGCCUCUGUGGCACUUUUACAGCCGCUGAACCCCGAUAGGAAGUCAAUACCACAAGUCCCAACGUGAUCGCGGGGGCGCACACACAGGGGAACUAAAGCCGGAUUGAAACCUGCCGGUUGAUAGUGGAGAUUUUUGCGCAGCGGCGCCGAGUCUCUCUCUCUCUCUCUCUCUCUCUCUCUCUCUCCUCUCUCUCUCUCUCUCUCUCUCUCUCUCUCUCUCUCUCCCUCCCUCUCCCUCCCUCUCCCUCUCAGAUGAACCGGGUCGAAUGAAAGGAAAGGGUUGGGACAGGGAGGAAUAGCUGGAGGGAGGGAUGGCUGAAUAACGAGGAGAGAAACACCCACUCCGGACUGACCGAAUAGUAUCCGGAGAGACGGAGUGAGAAAAGAAAAAGAGAGAAAGAAGAAAGAGGAUUCCAUUGGGAGGCAGCAGCAGCAGUGGUCUGUGGUAUACGGAGGAUUUUUUUUCCUUUGGGAAUAAAAAGAGGACGCCUUGAAUUGAUGACUGGAGAGGUCUAGGCUGCUGGCUGUGAGGAUGUUGGAUGUCAGGAUGUUGCAGAUUAGAUGGUGUUUGUUUGCUCCACUGGUGUUACUGGCCCUAGUUUCCUAUUACCCCUGUAAAGCCCAGGGUCAAGUUCCAAGUCCAAGGAGAAUGCGUUUCAAAGUGCUGAGCCCAAGCAAACUCCUUGUGGCAUGGAAAGAGCCCAAAGGAGACUUUGACAGCUAUCUAUUCCUCUACAACAGUGUACCAGGUGGUCAGCAGAGGGAGAUCAUAGUUUCUAAAUCAGACACUAAGGUGGUGAUCAAAGACUACAACCCCUCCAAGGACUACACCGUGAGUGUCAUCGCUGUGAGUGGCAGUGAGCAGAGCAGGCCACUUCAGGGCAGACAUAAAGCUGAAAGAGGUGAGAGUGACGGAGAAGACAAAACUGAGCCCCAGAGGCUGACUGAAUCAGUUGCACCUCCUGAGGAUGCCAACGAAAUCUCUGGAGUCGAUCAGUUUGUGUGCCGCACCGAGGCCAUUGCAGACAUCGUGAUCCUGGUGGACGGCUCCUGGAGUAUUGGUCGAUUAAACUUCCGUCUGGUCCGCAUGUUCUUGGAAAACCUUGUGAAUGCCUUUGAUGUUGGCAUAGAUAAGACAAGGAUAGGUCUGGCUCAGUACAGUGGUGAUCCCAGGAUGGAGUGGCAUCUAAAUGCUUUCUCUACUAAAGAGGCUGUCAUUGAUGCUGUCAAGAACCUGCCCUACAAAGGAGGAAACACGCUCACAGGCCUUGCGUUGACUUAUAUCUUGGAGAAUUGCUUCAAGCCCGAAUCUGGCUCCCGAGUUGGACUACCUAAGAUUGGGAUCCUUAUCACCGAUGGGAAGUCCCAGGAUGAUGUCAUUCCCCCUGCAGAGAGCUUGAGAAAUUCUGGAGUUGAGCUGUUUGCUAUUGGUGUGAAGAAUGCUGAUGAGAAUGAGUUGCGCUCCAUUGCCUCUGAGCCACACAGCACUCAUGUCUACAAUGUGGCCGACUUCAACAUCAUGAGCUCCAUAGUGGAGGGACUGACCAAAACAGUGUGUGAGCAAGUGGUGCAGCAAGACAUCGACAUCAAGCAGAAAUAUAUACCAGAGACGAUGGGGCCCCCACUUGAACUGGUGACAUCAGAGGUGACAGCCAGAAGCUUCCGGGUUUCAUGGAGCCACGCCCCUGGAACUGUAGAGAAAUACAGAGUGGUUUAUCACCCUGCUCUUGGAGGAGAACCACUGGAGGCGGUAGUGGACGGUAGUGACACUUCCGUGGUGUUGCAGCACCUCAGCUCACUCACAGAGUACCAGCUGGCUGUGUUUGCUGUGUAUGCAAAUGAGGCAAGUGAAGCUCUGAGAGGAUCAGAAACAACCAUUGCUCUUCCCACAGUGACAGGCCUCCAGCUGUUAGAUGUGACUCACAACACCAUGAAAGCAAGAUGGGACAGUGUUGAUGGAGUCUCUGGCUACAUGCUGCUGUAUGCACCGCUUACAGAUGGGGGAGACCUGGAUGAGAAGGAGGUCAAAGUAUCAGAUUUAGUGACUGAGUUGGAGCUGGAUAGGUUGAUCCCUCACACCGAAUACACCGUCACAGUUUAUGCCAUGUAUGGAGAGGAAGCUGGUGACCCCAUUACAAACCAAGAAACUACAUUACCACUGAGUCCACCCACAAACCUCCAGCUUUCUGACAUCACUCACAACUCCGCCCACAUCAGCUGGGACCCAGUGUCCACAGAGAUCAGAGGUUACCGUAUUGUGUGGAUAAAGACAGAUGGACUAGUCGAGAAGGAGGUGGAGGUGCCUUCUGGGAACACUUUUGAUCUGGAUGGUUUAACGUCUCUGACGGAGUACUCAGUGGCGGUUUUUGCCUUGUAUGAUGAGGGCCAGUCAGAGCCACUCACAGAUGGAUUCACAACAACUCCUGUUCCUGGUCCUUUGAACCUGCGCUCCAGUGAUAUCAACACAGACAGCUUCCAGGUCAGCUGGGAUCACUCAGCCAGUGACAUCGUCCUCUACAGACUCUCCUGGGCACCGUUGACAGGCGGUGACACCAAAGAGGUGAUCUUGACUGGAAGUGAUAACAGAUACAUCCUGAGCGGUCUGAGCCCCUCCACAGAGUACGAGGCUUUGUUGACGGCUGUAUUCAACGAUGAAUCGGAAAGUGACACCGUCUCUGUCAUAGAGACCACGUUGACCAAGACAACAACAGUUGCCACCACAACCACAGUGGCACGUCAGGCUGUGAGAAACCUUCAGCUGAGUGAUGAGACCACCCAGAGCUUGGAGGCAUCGUGGGAGCACGAGGACCCUAAUGCGAGGAGCUACAGGGUCUCGUACGUCGGCCUCACCAGUGAUGAAAAGGAGACGUCUGUGUUGAUUCCUGGAGGUCUGAGAACAGCAUCACUUCAGUCUCUGUUAUCAGACACACAGUACAAAGUGACAGUCACAGCGGUGUAUUCUGAUGGACAAGAUGGAGACAGUGUCUCUGCCCUGGGUGCAACAUUGCCCCUCUUGUCUCCUGGAAACCUGCGUGUGUCAGAAGAGUGGUACAACCGCUUCAGGGUCACCUGGGAUCCACCUCAGUCUCCUACAGUGGGUUACAGGAUUGUCUACCAGCCCAUAUAUGUUCCAGGACCAGUUCUGGAAACAACAGUGGGUGAAAAUGUGAACUCGGCCCUGCUCCCAAACCUACUGAGUGGGACAGAAUACAGUGUCCAAGUGACGGCUUCCUACCCCACAGGACAGAGUGAACCACUACUUGUGAACACCAAGACAUUGUUCCUCGGUGUCUCUGGCUUGUCAACCUACCAGGUUCGCCCCAACAGCAUGUGCGCGCAAUGGGAGCCUCUUCUACAUGCAACAUCAUACAGAGUCUCAAUACAGUCUACCCUCAAUGGUCAGAAGCAAGAACUGAGGCUUGGAGGCCAAGCUUCUCGACAGUGCUUCUUCGACCUCACUCCCAGCAGCCAAUACCAGAUCAGCAUUCACACCCAGCUGCAGGAUAUGGAAGGACCCAUUAUCUCCGUCACAGACAUGACACUGCCAGCACCGACUCAAGCUCCGACUGAACCCCCCACCACAGAGCCGCCCCCCACCAUCCCGCCUGCCAAAGAAGUGUGUAAGGAAGCCAAGGCUGACCUGGCAUUCCUGGUUGAUGGUUCGUGGUCCAUUGGUGACGACAACUUCAUGAAGAUCACACGCUUCCUCUACAGCACCAUGGGAUCGCUGGAUCUGAUUGGACCAGACGGCACCCAGGUGGCCAUCGCCCAGUUCAGUGAUGAUGCUAGGACCGAGUUCCAGCUGAGUUCCCAUGGCAACAAGGAGGCGCUGCUGGAAGCUAUACAGAGGAUCAGAUACAAAGGAGGAAACACCAAAACAGGUCGGGCCAUCAAACAUGUGAAGGAGACUAUUUUCACCCCUGAGGCUGGAGCUAGAAGAGGAGUUCCUAAAGUCCUGGUUGUUCUCACUGAUGGACGCUCGCAAGAUGAUGUCAACAAAGUCUCCAAGGAGAUGCAGAUGGAUGGCUAUAUCAUCUUUGCCAUUGGCUUUGCGGAUGCCGACUACGGGGAGCUGGUGAAUAUUGCCAGUAAGCCAAGCGACAGACACGUCUUCUUUGUGGACGAUUUGGAUGCUGUGAAGAAAAUAGAGGAGCAGCUCAUUACUUUUGUGUGUGAGGCUGCAACUGCCACUUGUCCAUCUGUGUUGAUGAGUGGUAACACAAUGGCAGGCUUUCGUAUGAUGGAGAAGUUCGGUCUGGUGGAGAAGGAGUACAGCACCAUACCUGGAGUUUCCCUGGAGCCCGGAUCAUUCAACAGCUUUCCAUGUUACAGAUUACACCGAGACGCCCUGGUGUCACAGCCCACCAAAUAUCUUCACCCUGAAGGUUUACCCUCUGACUACACAAUUUCUAUGAUGCUUCGUCUUCUUCCUGAGACCCCGCAGGAGCCCUUUGCAUUGUGGGAAAUUCUGGACAAGGAAAACGAGCCUUUGGUGGGACUGAUCUUGGAUAACUCUGGAAAGACUUUGACGUUCUUCAACAAUGACUACAAAGGAGACUUCCAGACCGUCACCUUUGAUGGAACUGAAAUCAAAAAAAUCUUUCACGGCAGCUUCCACAAGCUCCAUGUGACCGUCAGUAAAACGUCUGUGAAGGUGGUUUUGGAUUGCUCUGUGGCUGGGGACAAACCUGUCAAUGCUGCUGGAAACAUCACCACAGACGGAGUGGAGAUCCUCGGGCGCAUGGUUCGGUCCCGAGGCAAACGGGACAACUCUGCUCCAUUCCAGCUCCAGAUGUUCGACAUCAUCUGCAGCACAUCCUGGGCCAGCAGAGAUAAGUGCUGUGAGCUGCCAGCAUUGAGAGUGGAGGAGCAGUGUCCUCCCAUGCCUCAUGCUUGUACCUGCUCCCAGGACAGCAAAGGACCUCCAGGACCUUCUGGACCUCCUGGCGGUCCAGGCAUAAGAGGAGCCAGAGGAGAUAGAGGAGAGCCUGGAUUGACGGGACCUCAAGGGCCAGUGGGAGGGAUUGGCCCUCCUGGACCUUCAGGCCCACCUGGUCCUCAGGGACCCAGUGGUCUCUCUAUCCAGGGGCCUCCGGGAACCGCUGGAGAGAAGGGAGAGAGAGGAGAGAACGGACCAGCCGGACCUCUGGGUGUUUCUGGAGCCCAGGGCUCACCUGGAAGAGAUGGCCCACCAGGACCGAGGGGUCUGCCAGGUAAUAGUGGACCGCAGGGACAGCAAGGAACUCCUGGGCCCGUGGGGGCCCCAGGAGCGCCAGGAUCUCCAGGACCGGGUGGUUCAGCAGGGUCCACAGGAGAUCAAGGGUUUCCUGGUCCUUCUGGUGUCAAAGGAGAUAAGGGAGAAAAGGGAGAUGUGCAAUCCCAAGCUGCUGUGCGGGCCAUCGCACGGCAAGUAUGUGAGCAGCUCAUCCAGAGCCACUUGUCUCGCUAUAACUCCAUACUGAACCAGAUACCAGUCCAGUCUUCAGUGUCAGUUCGAACAGUACCUGGACCACCUGGAGAGCCAGGUAGAAGAGGCCUCCCAGGACCUCAAGGGGAGCAAGGCCCAUCAGGCAGACCAGGAUUCCCUGGUACCAGCGGUCAGAAUGGAAGGCCAGGAGAUAGAGGUCUGUCAGGAGAGAAAGGGGAGAGGGGGAACCCAGGUGUUGGGAGUCAAGGACCUCGAGGACCGCCCGGACCUCCAGGUCUACCUGGUGAAGGACGGACAGGCAGCCAGGGCCCCUCUGGUCGGCCUGGUAACCCAGGAACAUCUGGGCGGCCGGGUAAUCCAGGUAGCACAGGACCAGCAGGCCCACCCGGAUACUGUGACCAGAACUCCUGUCUGGGGUACAAUGUUGGAGUUCAACAGGACUAUCGGAAUGAUUACUGAAGAGUAUUCUCCAACCGUCCUCCUCUCCUCCUCCUGUGCUCACCUCCCCAUGUCCUGUACAUAAGACUGUAAACUGAGAAAUUUGAUAAAUUAUUUCUGUAAGCCUCCUUAUUUCAAGAGGAAAAUAAGGACUCCUAACCUCUGAUCCCUGCAUCAACCUUUUUUUAUUCAUUUGUUUCUUCAAAGGCCUUCUUUUUCAGAGUUACCCCUGAAACAAAUAUCACUUCUUUUAUAAAAUGAUCUGCUUUACAGACGAUACAUAGCCAGGGAGUCUGGGAAUGUUUAUCCAACUGAUCCAAAGUUAAAAACAAGAAGCCUCUCUAAUAAAGCAAGUGUUGUUAGGCUCCUCUGUGCCCUCGUUUUAGUCUGUUUUAGUCUUUAGAAGCAUUACUUACCUGCUUCUCAGCUUUCAUUCACAGUGCUCUGUGAUUCUUAUGAAUAGAAACUGGAUUAAUUUCCACUCUCAGUUAACCUGACAGCACUGGAAUGCUAAUCUGGCUGUUUUCAUCCAUCGACAGUCUCAGAGACAAAAAUGGAUUAGCUCCCCUUCCCCUCAAGACCGAACAAAACCCCCAAUAACGCUGCUGUGAUGAUGAUCACCAACACUGAUCCUGUCUCCAUCUAACAGUUAUUCGUGCACACAAAGCUUUGCUGCGGCAGCCUACGCUUCGAGCUCAAAUCUCUUCUCAACUAAUCUCUUCUUUCAAAGCCUGAUGAAUCAGCUAAAUUGUGAUGAAUUGCUUUGAUGCUGAUUGGCUGCUCUCCUUACUGAACUAUGCCUGUAUCUGUAUGUCUUAUGCACUGUACACCGGGGCAAAAAAAUCUUCAUUUCAGUCCUGUGUUGACCCAGUUGUGAAAUUUUAAUUUCUGGUAAAGGAGAAAAAAAAAGCUGAAAGGGGCAACGUGGGAUAGAAACCAUUUUUCUUCAAUUUAAUGAACCUACUUUCUUAUUAAUACACAAUCUUUUACACUGUUAAGGCACCCAAAUAUUCCUUCAAUACUUAAUCUACUUGUUUUAUAACCUUUUAAUAGCAUGUCCCCUUUUUACUGCUUCUGUUGUGGAAUUUAAGGGCAUUGUAAUCCCUGAAAUUAAGCCUUAACAGUGCUCCGGUUUUUGCUCAGUUGUUAGGCCGUUUGUCUCAUAGAGAGGCCAAAACCUCACUGCAGCAGUUCUGGGUUUAAAUGCAGUCCUCUGCCAUGUGCUGCAUGUCAUCCCUACUCUCUCUUACCCGUAUGUCCAGUCUCUCUUCAGCUGUCCUAUCAAACCAGAGGCAACAUGGCCUUUUAAAUCAUCUCUAAAAUGCCUUAAUGUCGCUCCAUGCUCAGCCUUGAUGGUGGUGGUUUGAUGUUUGCUGUAAUGAUCCACAACCGUCACUCAAACUGACCCUAAAUAUUCCCACCACCCCAGUCCAACCCCUCCCUCACGGCGGCUACCAGUCCUACCCGCCCUAUGGCCAGCCGUAUAACCCCGCCGCAGUGGCUUACAACAAUGACCAAGGAGGUGAAGAGGAGGAGGAGGAAGAAGAGGGAGAGGAGGAGCAAGACCCUUAUUACCGUGGCUACCCCCCUCAGUACUACCCCCAGCCCCCCUCCCAGCAGGCCCAUGGGUACCGCUCCAACCCCAGCCACUCUGAGGAUACAGAGCUGAGGUCACCGGGCGUCUCCAGGAGAUUCCCCCGUGAUGUCGUCGUCAUGGAGGAGAGCAAGGAAGGAAAACUUUAGAGGAAGGACGGACUCACCUGAAGUGCUUGAGCAUCACACACUACAAACACACACACACACUGAUAUACACACAUGAAAACAAAUCAGACACUGACAUGCACACACACGCGACCCCCCCAUUCUGAAACUUUGGUGAGAUCUCCCCCUCCCUGUGCGUCAGGUGGUUUCUUCCACCAGGUGCAAAGAUGUAAAUAGCUGUGUGGACUCUUGUACGAUAUCUCUGUUAAAGGGGGGUCUGAGAAGUGCCUGAUCUAUGUUAGCAUCGUCAAGUGGUAACGUAAUGUAAAGGUAAGACCUGUUUGCUCCUGUCUCUCAGCUGAUUUCAGGACUGAACCUUUGUUUUUUGUGUGAAGCUGCAUGUCUCCUUUGAGCCAACCAUCGAGUACCCAGACAUGUGCAUCUUGUUUUGAUGUAUCCUGCUCCAUUAUUUUACAAUUCAACAUCAAGGAUGAAGAGUCGUCAACACUUGUACAGGCUGCUUUUUACAAAGAUGAAUCCUGUGUUUCCAUGCUGUUCUUAAUCUCAGUUUGUUCAAGAUGAAUUGUUUGAAAUAAUUCUGUGCGAUGCCGUUAAGUUUGCGUCUUCAUCAUCUACUGUUGAAGUAAGUCCCCCUAAACCAACUUAACAUGCAGAUUGGACACAUUUCUGUGAAAUCUAUCUCUACAUAGAAACACAAUAAAUUGUCUACUUGA
Notolabrus celidotus (New Zealand spotty) is the source of this 8392-nucleotide messenger RNA. RefSeq names its product collagen, type XIV, alpha 1a (gene col14a1a). Gene Ontology annotation, cellular component: interstitial matrix. The transcript has 48 exons. Bases 624 to 5978 code for a protein of 1784 amino acids. Lineage: Eukaryota; Metazoa; Chordata; Actinopteri; Labriformes; Labridae. The record is from RefSeq and is a predicted model, not a curated record. Gene Ontology annotation, molecular function: protein binding.